Messenger RNA from Paramecium tetraurelia, 1083 nucleotides. RefSeq lists its product as uncharacterized. Lineage: Eukaryota; Ciliophora; Oligohymenophorea; Peniculida; Parameciidae. The record is from RefSeq and is a predicted model, not a curated record. Gene Ontology annotation, molecular function: palmitoyl-(protein) hydrolase activity. The transcript has 2 exons. Gene Ontology annotation, cellular component: membrane.
AUGGAAUUAAACUUUAUGAUAUUUCCUAUCCCCAAAAACACUUACAGAGAAGGAGAUCUCAAGGAACUAAUCAAAAUUCCAUUCUACGAAGACAUAUUUAAAUUAUUGCCUACCUCUCCCAAAACCAGAAUCUAGUUUCAUAAAAUACAUCCGUUUAAGCCUCCUGAAGACAUUCCCCAAGUAUGUGAUCUCAUCUAAGUCUAGGAUGUCAGUACUCAAUCCGUCUAUGACGAUCAAGUUGACGAAUUGCCCACUUAAAGAAUACCUCAUAUCACUUAAACAAAAACCAUCUAACCAAAGCCUCCAAUCCAAACCAGCAGGUGCGGAUUAAGACUGUCCAUCUCCCCUCGUGUCUCUUUUAACAAUGAAUCCUUGCUUCCCACUCUAACAAAUCGGAGUUGUAAAUAAAUAAAGGAGAUCCCGUGCUUAUAUUUGAAAUCCUACACCAUGACCAAAAGAACUAUCAUAUAUUUCCAUGCCAAUUGUGAAGAUCUCAAAUCCUCCUACAAUCUGGUUGACUUCCUCAGACACAAUAUGAGGAUGAACAUUCUCGCAGUCGAAUAUCCUGGCUAUGGAAUUUAUCAAGGUGAGCCCUCUGAAGAGGUUAUUUUGAAAGACGCCGAAUACAUCUACAAGUAUAUGGCCUUUCAUUCCGGCGUAGAGGAAUAGAAUAUUAUUUUGAUGGGAAGAUCCAUUGGCACUGGAGUUGCAUGUCAUGUUGCCUCAAUGUUUAGACCAGCCACCCUGGUUUUGAUCUCUCCCUUCCUAUCCUUACAAGAAAUUGUUUAGGAGAAGUACCCCAUACUAAGGAAAAUGCUCAAAGAGAGGUUCACAAACAAAGAUAAAAUACUAAGGGUCAAAUGCCCGCUCUACAUCCUGCAUGGACUCAAAGAUUCAAUCGUUUCAGUAGAGCAAGCCAAGAAACUGUAUGGUAUUUCUGAUUUCUUUAAUUCUUUUGUAGACUUGUGCAAGAGUCCAUGCUUGAUUAGAACACCUCCUGAAAUGACUCAUACUAGAUUUCAAUUUGAAUAAGAUUUAUCCUUGCCUCUUCUUGGGUUCAUGAGAUAAUUGAAUAUACUUUGA